UCGACUGCAGUUCCACCGCCAGCAAGAACGUGUGUUUUUGUUGCGCUGCUAUUUGUUUAAUUUAAUUUUUAAGUUGAAACAAUUAUGUCGGCGCAGUACCAAAGAUUCCUAAAAGUACUCGAAAAGUGGCCAGCGGAGAAAUCGAAAGUCGGCAGCGGAGAGUGGACAGCAGAGCCGGCGAUCAAGAUGAGUGGGGCCAAGAUCAUAUCGGGCACGGCGGUGGCCAAAUCCAUUCGCGAGGAGCUGCGUAACGAGGUGACGGCUAUGGGCAAGCAAUUGGCGGACUUUGUGCCCGGCCUGAGGAUCGUCCAGGUGGGUGGACGCGAGGACUCCAACGUUUACAUCCGCAUGAAGAUCAAGGCGGCUACGGAGAUCGGCAUCGAUGCCGUCCACGUCCAGUUGCCCCGAUCCAUCACCGAGGUGGAACUGCUCGAUAAGAUCAACGACCUCAACGAGGAUCCGCGGGUGCACGGCAUCAUAGUGCAAAUGCCCCUGGAUUGUGACACCACCAUCGACUCGCAUCGAAUUACGGACGCCGUUUCCCCGGAGAAGGAUGUGGACGGCUUGCACACGGUCAACGAAGGUCGGCUGGCCAUCGGCGACCUUGGUGGAUUCCUGCCCUGCACACCUUGGGGUUGCCUGGAGCUGAUCCGCCGUUCUGGCGUAGAGAUCGCCGGAGCCAGGGCUGUGGUUCUGGGACGCAGCAAGAUCGUGGGCACUCCCGCCGCUGAGCUGCUCAAGUGGGCCAAUGCCACGGUCACCGUGUGCCACUCAAAGACGCGCCACCUGGAGGAGAUCACCAGAAGUGCAGACAUUCUGGUGGUCGGAAUCGGAGUGGCCGAGAUGGUCAAGGGAUCGUGGAUAAAGCCCGGUGCCGUGGUCAUUGAUUGCGGCAUCAAUGUAAAGCCAGACGCCAGCAAGGCCAGUGGCAGCAAGCUGGUCGGGGACGUGGACUACGCGGAAGCUCUCCAGGUGGCAGGACAUUUGACGCCCGUGCCCGGCGGCGUGGGACCCAUGACGGUGGCCAUGCUGAUGAAGAACACCGUGCGCUCUGCGGCCCGAUUCCUGGAGCGUCUGGCUACGAACCAGUGGGCCCUACAAACGCUGCCCCUCAAGCCCCUGCGUCCCGUGCCCAGCGACAUUGUGAUUGCCCGAGCCCAAAAACCGAAGGACAUUGCCGUGUUGGCCAAGGAGAUCGGUCUGGAAGCUCGGGAGGUUUCCCUGUACGGCAAUAAGAAGGCCAAGAUUUCCCUGUCAGUGCUGGAGCGUCUGAAGGACAAGGAGGCGGGUCACUAUGUGGUUGUAGCCGGCAUGACACCCACGCCUUUGGGCGAGGGUAAGACCACCACACUGAUGGGCCUGGUCCAGGCUCUGGGCGCGCACAAGCUGAGAAACACCAUGGCUGCUCUGCGACAGCCAUCCCAAGGCCCAACCUUUGGCAUCAAAGGUGGAGCUGCUGGCGGCGGCUACGCUCAGGUGAUCCCCAUGGAGGAGUUCAAUCUCCAUCUGACAGGAGACAUUCAUGCGGUGUCUGCAGCCAAUAACCUGCUGGCCGCCCAGCUGGACACCCGCAUCUUCCACGAGAAUACCCAAAAGGACAAGGCCUUGUACGACAGAUUGGUACCAGCGAUCAAGGGUCUGCGGAAGUUCAGCCCCAUUCAGCUACGCCGGCUCCAGAAAUUGGGCAUCACCAAAACCGAUCCCAAUAGCCUUACCGAAGAGGAGUACGGUCCCUUCGCCCGGCUGGACAUCGAUCCGGACACGAUUAUGUGGGAGCGUGUGGUGGACAUCAACGAUCGCUACCUACGCACCAUUACCGUCGGGCAAUCGCCAACCGAGAAGGGGAUCACGAGGGAGACCCGGUUCUCCAUCUCGGUGGCCAGCGAGAUCAUGGCUGUGCUGGCGCUAUCCCGAAGUCUGGAGGACAUGAAGCAGCGGCUGGCUGACAUGGUAGUGGCCUUCGACAAACGGGGCAAGCCCGUGACCGCAGACGAUUUGGGUGUCACCGGUGCCCUAGCAGUUCUUCUGAAGGACGCACUCGAGCCCAACCUGAUGCAGUCCCUCGAGGGAACUCCAGUGCUGGUGCACGCCGGUCCCUUUGCCAACAUCGCCCACGGCUGCAACUCGAUCAUCGCUGAUGAAGUCGGCCUAAAGCUGGUUGGUAAGGAUGGCUUUGUCUGCACGGAGGCAGGAUUCGGAUCAGACAUUGGCAUGGAGAAGUUCUGCAACAUUAAGUGCCGGACAUCCGGCCGCAAGCCGAACGCCAUGGUGCUGGUGGCCACUGUGAGGGCCAUCAAGAUGCACGGUGGCGGAGCUCCCGUCACGCCCGGCGCCCCCUUGAACAAGCAAUACACCGAGGAGAACUUGGAGCUCGUCCAGAAGGGUCUGCCCAAUCUGCUGCAGCACAUCGAGAACGGCAAGGCCUUCGGCAUGCCAGUGGUGGUGAGCCUGAAUGCCCAUUCAGCCGACACUCCGGCGGAGCAUGAGUUGGUCAAGAAGGCUGCUCUGGCGGCAGGUGCCUUCGCCGCCGUAGUCUCCACUCACUGGGCGGACGGAGGAGCCGGUGCCGUUGAGCUGGCCGAUGCGGUGAUCAGAGCCUGCGAGCAGGGCAACCAGUUCCGAUUGCUCUACGAUCUGGAGCUGCCGCUGGUGGAUAAGAUGAACAAGAUCGCCACGACGAUGUACGGUGCUGGAAAGGUGGUGCUCUCGCCGGCGGCUGAGGAGAAGAUCAAGCGCCUGACGGAUGCGGGCUUUGGCAAUCUUCCUAUCUGCAUGUCCAAGGUCUCCGGCUCCUUCACUGGCGACGCGAAGAUCAAAGGCGCCCCCAAGGGCUUCACCCUGGACGUGGAGGACGUAUAUGUUUCCGCCGGAGCCGGCUUCGUGGUGGCCAUGUGCGGUGAGGUCACCAAAAUGCCGGGUCUUCCCACUCGUCCGGCUAUCUACGAUAUCGAUCUGAAUACGGAAACCGGACAAAUUGAGGGCUUGUUUUAGACUGCAACCCAGACAAAGGAGAACUUACCUAAUAACUUUCAAGGCAUUUUCAUACUAAAUUACAAAGUAGUAACAAAGUAGUAUAUAGAGAUAAGAUUUAAAAGUUGGUAAACUAAUAUACAUACAUUUCUGACGGUUUGUGGUUUUUUAAA
This is a messenger RNA of Drosophila santomea, 3143 nucleotides long. RefSeq names its product C-1-tetrahydrofolate synthase, cytoplasmic (gene pug). Gene Ontology annotation, biological process: mitochondrial respiratory chain complex III assembly; tetrahydrofolate interconversion. The record is from RefSeq and is a predicted model, not a curated record. The transcript has 6 exons. Bases 85 to 2991 code for a protein of 968 amino acids. NCBI's taxonomy places the organism in Eukaryota, Metazoa, Arthropoda, Insecta, Diptera, Drosophilidae. Gene Ontology annotation, cellular component: mitochondrial matrix; cytosol. Gene Ontology annotation, molecular function: methylenetetrahydrofolate dehydrogenase (NADP+) activity; methenyltetrahydrofolate cyclohydrolase activity; formate-tetrahydrofolate ligase activity.